AAUAUAAAUAUUUGUUGCAUUGAAUAAUUGAUUCGAUUUUAGUUUUUUUUUCCCAUAAUGUCCGGCUUUCCGCACAAUCUAUUGACACAAUACGAACAGACGUCGAAUAAAUUGAAGAAAAUCCAACGCAUCGUUUUCAAACGAUUUGCUCCAAAUGUAUCCGAAGUGUCUGAGGAAUUUCAACGCUUAGCAGCUCAAUUUUUUGAAGGUGGAAUGCCCGAAUAUGCCGCACUUUGCUAUGAUGGAGCCUCAAAAUGUGAGAAAGCAUUGAAUAAUCCCAUUUUUGAACGACAUUUAUUGCUAAAAGCAGCUCGUGCAUACCGUGAAGCCGAUGCCAAUCGAUUGUGUUUGCGAAGUAAUACGAAACCGUACACACAGGGUGCAUUGAGUUGUUAUCAUCGAGUAAUAACGCAGUCAAAUGAUAAUUCUGCCAUGAAAGCGGCUGUUAUUCGUGAAAUGAAGGAGAUCAAUCCCAAUUAUGAAGUUACAAGUAAUUUUGUUUCGCCAGCACAUCGAGCCCAAGAUUUGGAUUUGGCUGCAAAUGAGUGUAUCACAAAUGGAAAUUUUGAGAGUGCAUUGGAGAAAAUCACCGAAAUCUGUGACGACAUUGUCGAACGAAAAGUCGAAGAUUUCUAUGAAGACAUUUUAGGAAAGCACGAAAUUACAUUGAUUCUUCUCAUUUUACUAUUGGAAUAUCCAUCGGCACGACAGUCACCGUCAAAUGUUAAAUUGUAUGAAUAUUUUGCAAACGGUGGCUAUCAACACGAAUCUUAUGUAAAUUACCAAAGACAUUCCCGGCAUACUGUGGAAGUCAUCAAAAGUCUGAUUGAAGCCUGCAAAUGCCAACAAUACACUCUGGUUUACAGCAGCGAGAUUCCAUCAUUAGCUAAAAUACCUGGACUAACACAUCAUCAGAAAAUUCUUCUAGAAAAGCUCAAAGAAAAAUUUUAUAAUCUCUUGUGAUAUUUUUAUCAUAACCAUUUAUUUAAACUACUCGUUUUAAGUGUAAUGUUUGUAAUAGAAUAAAACCAUUUAUCAACACGUUAUAUCCAAUGAA
Molecule: messenger RNA, 1057 nt
Organism: Sitodiplosis mosellana (orange wheat blossom midge)
Lineage: Eukaryota; Metazoa; Arthropoda; Insecta; Diptera; Cecidomyiidae
Gene: Hap40
Exons: 2
Coding region: 58-963 (301 amino acids)
Biological process (GO): vesicle cytoskeletal trafficking
Cellular component (GO): early endosome
Source: RefSeq, a predicted model, not a curated record